Messenger RNA from Diplodia corticola, 918 nucleotides. RefSeq names its product isoflavone reductase family protein. The transcript is spliced from 2 exons. The coding region runs from base 1 to 918 and encodes 305 amino acids. NCBI's taxonomy places the organism in Eukaryota, Fungi, Ascomycota, Dothideomycetes, Botryosphaeriales, Botryosphaeriaceae. The record is from RefSeq and is a predicted model, not a curated record.
AUGCUGCCCGCCGUCGUCUCCAUCGCCACGACGCUGUGCUUCGGCCUCGCCGGUGCCAGCCUGACAUGCAGCUCUGAAUCGCAGCCCAACCCCAUCCCCACGGCUGGCGGCACCAACCCUUCAGGCACCAUCAACGGCACUCUCGCCGUGCUGCCCAUUCCGCUCUCCGAAGCCCAGCGCAUCGUCGGCGACAAGUACACCAUCCAGACCGCCGCCUACCGCGAGCUUCUGCCGUCCUUCCCCGCCGACAUGUAUCCCGCUAUCAUCCAGGCCGUGCUCGACCACGACAUACAAGCCUCCGGCAUCCGCAUUCCCGACUUCACUCGCAUCUCGAUCGAGUACCCCUUCAUCUCCAUCCCGGGCACCAACCGCUCGACCUCGUUCCGCCUCGCCCCCAUCCAGGCCAUCUCCGCCACCAACCCCAUCGCCAUCGCCGGCUCCGCCGCCUACGGCACCCACGUCUUUCCGGCCACCUUCGACCCGCCCUGCGACGCCUACGCGCCAUCCGGCCUCGACACGCCGACGACGACGACGACGACGACGCACCUCAACGCCAACCACGUGCUCAAGGACCUCUCUCCCGGCCCGCUGUUCACCACCGAGUUCACCACGCCGGGCGCUGCCGGCGGAGAAAGCCCGUACCCGCUUUCUUUCUUCGUGAACGUGACGAACCAGCCGUCGUUUGCGGAUCCGGCCAAGGGCUGCGACAGGCAGGUGAGGCUGUUCGACACCGCCGUCACGCUGCCGCCGUGGGAGCCGGUCGCGGUGAGGGGCGACGUGUGGGCGAGCGAGGACGUGUUCAAGGGCGAUGUGGUGAAGGGAGAUGGUGGCAGCGGCAGGAAGUGGGAAGGCGCGUGGGGGUUCAGGCUGGACACGGCCUUUAUCGAGUAUAAUUUGCUCAAGUGCGAUACGCUGUGA